AUGGGGGUCAGUGAUUUUUUAUACGAACCCCCUAAGGUUGUGUUUGAAUCUAAGAAGGUAAGCGUGCUUGUAGCAGAUCCACUUAACACCAAAGUGAAUGUCAAGGCUGAUUUGAGUGAACUCGAGAAAGGAGAUGAGAUUGGUGGGUGCAUGAACAAUGUUCCAGCUCAUCUUGGUUGCAAGAAUCAUUGCUGUAGUGAAGGAAUGUUUUCACCAUAUGAUGGAUGUGGUGACUGUGAGACAAACUUCAAUCUAGAGAUGAGGAACUCUUAUACCCCUGAAGUAAUUGACUGGAAUAAAGUAAAUAUUCCUCCAAAGUCAGAGUUAUUCAAACUUCUGCUGUACAGGAUUUCCAAUUCAAUCAAGCCAGACUGCAAGGUGCUCAUAGCUGGUGACCAGUUCAAAUGUCAUUCACUUGUACUUCAGAGCUAUUCACUGUAUUUUGAUGACAGAGAGCCUGGAGAGCAGUUUGAAUUGCCAAAGGAUCAUGUUACAACAAAGGCUUUUGCCACUAUUUAUAAGUGGAUGAUUUAUCCAGAUCCAGAAAGUCACCGUCUACUUACGAAAGAGAAUAUCCUUGAAGUAUUUAAGGCAGCACAAUUCCUUGGCAUCAAAGAACUAGAAGAACAAUGCUGGACUUUCAUUGACUGUGAAGAGCUCUUCUCAGAAGAAUCAGCAUUCCGCAUGUUCUUGAAAGCUCGUCACUUCGGUAUGCAGGCUAUCACUGAGUUAAUGGUUCCUCGAAUCAUGAAUUUCUUCCUGACUCUUGUCAGCUCACGUAAUUUCCUUCACCUUGAUGUUGACGAGCUUUGCACAAUCUUGCAGUCAAACUACAUAGCCGUGCACUGUGAGAUUGAAGUCUUCAUGUCAGCGGUUCGCUGGAUAAUGUUCGACUGGGAAAAUCGAGAAAGCGAAGUAGUUGAAGUGAUGCGGUGUAUACGGUUUGGUCUGAUACCGCCAUGGCAGUUAGUUGAUAUCCGGCGAAAUCCAAAGAAUCCAGAAUUUAUAGAAAUAACAUCCAAUGCCGAAGUCCAGCAAAUGGUGGAGAGCGGCUUAGAAUACGCAAUCGUGAAGUACUGGUACGGCAAUAAUAUUGAUGAAUUUAAUCGCUGGUGUUCAAAGCUCGGCCUGGAUGCACCAUGUCCUCGGAACUGGAUUGGUGAUGAUAAGAACUAUGCAACGUACCAAGAGUUUCUGCAAGACCUUGAACUGUACCGCCGCAACGCUCUGGAAGGGCGUUCUGCAGAGACAGGGCAUCCAUCUGCAGCGAGAACUCCACGCCAGGAGGCGGCAUCAGCACCUGCCAGUCGGCCAGAUGGAGCAAACCAGGCAAAGGAUUAUGAUGACAAAGCAUGGUACACGGUGGUGAGGACAUAUCAGGCACCACAGAUGCCAAUGAGAAUCAUCUUCUCCAUGGCAGCAACGAGGAAGGCGGCAGAUUUAACAAUGCCCCGACCGCAGGGCGGUGGUGCAGGGCGUCCGCAGGACCGAGGAGACGCGCGCGAGCCGGUCAGUACCGAUACGUCGACGUCGACGGGCGAGGCGCGCGCGAUGGGGCAGUCCACGACGGCGGACAGCGAAUCUCCGGGGGACAGCGCACCGGCUCCGCCACCGCCCCCGGGGGUUGAGGGGCUCUGCCUGCAGAUGGACCGGCCGCCACUGCACGUGCCGCGACGCGCCGCGCCACUCGAGGAGCUCACGAGGCGGCUGAGUGCGUCGUUGCUGGGCCCUGUGACGCGCGACUACCUGGUGGAGGGGUCGCUGUUCCUGGCGCAGAGCGAGUCUGUGCUGGUGCUGGGCGGCGCCGACCCCACGUGGAAGCCGGCGCCGGAGGGCGCGACCGCCGUAGGCCGCGAGCUGCUGCGCCUGCGCCUCGACGCCGGCUGCUGGGAGCACAUCGCGCAGCUGCCCGAGCCGCGCCAGCACCACGCCGCCGCCUUCCUCAAGGGCCACGUUUACAUCGCUGGCGGCAAAGACCCGCGCGACUCGGCGGCGCGCAGCCGCGGCGGCAUCACGAGCACCGUCUGGAGCCUGGAGCCGGCGUCCCGCACCUGGAGCGCCGAGCCCGACAUGCUCACCGCCCGACAGAGCUUCGCGCUCGUCGCCUGCUCCGGCCGCCUCUACGCCAUCGGCGGGCAGGACCGUAGUGGCAGAGUGCUGCGGUCGGUGGAGCGCUUCAACCCCGUGUCCGGCGUGUGGGAGUACGUGGCGCCGAUGCGGGAGGCACGCAUGGGUCUGGCGGCCGCCCAGUUCCGGGGGCUCCUCUGGGUGGCCGGCGGCAUGAACGGCGAGCGCUCGCACACCAUCACCGACACCGUCGAGUGCUACGACCCCCGCAGCAACGCGUGGACGAUGUCGGCGCAGCUGCGACAGCCGGUGUGCUUCUCGCGGCUGCUGUGCCUGCAGGACACGCUCUUCCUGGCCGGCGGCGCCACGCGGGCAACACGGGACUCGCCCAUAGGCAGCAUCGACAGCGUCGACGUCUGGGACCCCACGCAGGGCCGCUGGUGCGUGCGCGCCAAGCUCUCCGUUCCCCGACACGGACACGCCGUCGGCUACAUAGGCACGCACCUGCUGGUGGUGGGCGGCCUGACGACGGUGUACGUGCGCGCGCUCAGCUCUGUGGAGGCGUUCUGCUGCGAGGCGGGGGCGCGCGUGCGCAGCGUGCCGGACCUGCCCGCCGCCGUCGCCGGCCACGACAUCGUCACGCUGCCGCCGGCCGCACUCAUGUGA
This is a messenger RNA of Schistocerca cancellata (South American locust), 2733 nucleotides long. RefSeq lists its product as uncharacterized. The record is from RefSeq and is a predicted model, not a curated record. Gene Ontology annotation, molecular function: protein binding. NCBI's taxonomy places the organism in Eukaryota, Metazoa, Arthropoda, Insecta, Orthoptera, Acrididae. The transcript is spliced from 18 exons. Bases 1 to 2733 code for a protein of 910 amino acids.